UUUCUUCAUUACUCUAAGCUUAAUAAGCUUAAAUACCUCUCUCUCUAUCUCUGUGAAACCAUAUAUCUCUCUUUUUCUUAUAGUUCAUUAAUUUUGUAGCAACAAAGUUAGGAAUUAUGGGUAGUCUUCCAACUGAUAACCUUGACAGCAUGUCAAUAUGUUCUCAGAAUCCACUAGACCCUGAUGAGUUCAGAAGACAAGGUCACAUGAUCAUUGAUUUCCUAGCCGACUAUUACAAAAAUGUCGAAAGUUAUCCAGUUAGAAGCCAGGUCGAACCCGGUUAUCUCAGCAAACGAUUACCAGAAACUGCUCCUAAUCAUUCUGAGUCCAUUGAGACCAUUCUUCAAGAUGUUCAAAAUGAUAUCAUCCCUGGUAUUACUCACUGGCAAAGUCCAAAUUACUUUGCUUAUUUUCCUUCUAGUGGUUCCGUUGCCGGAUUCCUUGGGGAAAUGCUCAGCACUGGAUUUAAUGUCGUUGGGUUCAAUUGGAUGUCAUCACCAGCUGCAACGGAGUUGGAAAGUAUUGUGAUGAAUUGGCUCGGACAGAUGCUUAACCUUCCAAAGUCAUUCCUGUUUUCAUCAGAUGAUAAUGCAGGUAGUUCAGGUGGAGGAGUUUUACAAGGGACUACUUGUGAAGCCAUUCUAUGUACGCUGACCGCAUCAAGAGAUAAAAUGCUCAACAAAAUUGGAAGAGAAAAUAUUAAUAAGUUAGUUGUUUACGCUUCUGACCAAACCCACUGUGCACUUCAAAAGGCUGCUCAGAUUGCCGGUAUAAACCCGAAGAAUUUCCGCGCUAUUGCAACGUCUAAGGCAACUGACUUUGGGCUCUCUCCACAAGCUCUUCUUUCAACGAUUCUGGCCGAUAUAGAAUCCGGGUUAGUGCCUUUGUUUCUAUGUGCUACUGUGGGCACAACUUCAUCAACCGCAGUCGAUCCAAUCGGGCCACUUUGUGAGGUUGCAAAACAAUUCGGUAUUUGGGUUCAUGUGGAUGCUGCAUACGCUGGAAGUGCCUGUAUUUGCCCGGAGUUCAGGCACUUCAUUGAUGGUGUCGAGGAGGCAGACUCGUUCAGCCUUAAUGCACACAAAUGGUUCUUCACUACUUUGGAUUGUUGUUGUUUAUGGGUUAAAGACUCUAAUGCUCUUGUCAAAGCCUUAUCCACAAGCCCGGAGUAUUUGAAGAACAAAGCAACAGAUUCAAAGCAGGUUAUUGAUUACAAAGAUUGGCAAAUAGCACUCAGCAGAAGAUUUAGGUCAAUGAAACUUUGGUUAGUACUUCGAAGCUAUGGAGUUGCUAAUCUAAGAAGUUUCCUGAGGAGCCAUGUUAAGAUGGCCAAGCAUUUUGACGGGCUCAUAGCAAUGGACAAAAGAUUUGAAAUAGUGGUUCCUAGAACAUUCUCCAUGGUGUGCUUUCGAUUAAAACCCGCUGCGAUUUUCAACGGAAAAUUAGGUGAAAAUGGCGUGGACUACAGAUGCAUUGAGGAGAAAACAAAUGAGAUAAAUUCAAAGUUGCUCGAGUCUGUUAAUGCCUCCGGCAGUAUAUAUAUGACUCAUGCUGUGGUAGGAGGAGUGUACAUGAUCCGGUUUGCUGUUGGUGCAACUCUCACUGAAGAACGGCAUGUAAGUAUGGCAUGGAAGGUAAUCCAGGAACACACAGACGCCAUACUUGGUGCAGUGGAUGACUGUGUUGUUGCUUGAAGAAAGUUGGGAAGGAAAAAAGAUAAAGAAGUUAAAAUAAAAUGUAUUAAAUGACGAUUUUUUCUAUAUACUUGUAAUUUUCCAUACAUUUUUCCGAAUUUGGAAAAAUGUUUAUGUAAGCUUUUGUUACAUUUUUAAUUAUCUUUAACUUUAAAAUCAACAAUGAAUUCGAAU
Molecule: messenger RNA, 1868 nt
Organism: Papaver somniferum (opium poppy)
Lineage: Eukaryota; Viridiplantae; Streptophyta; Magnoliopsida; Ranunculales; Papaveraceae
Product: tyrosine/DOPA decarboxylase 5
Exons: 1
Coding region: 117-1694 (525 amino acids)
Biological process (GO): amino acid metabolic process
Molecular function (GO): carboxy-lyase activity; pyridoxal phosphate binding
Source: RefSeq, a predicted model, not a curated record